Mercenaria mercenaria is the source of this 5368-nucleotide messenger RNA. RefSeq names its product tigger transposable element-derived protein 6-like. Bases 2842 to 3885 code for a protein of 347 amino acids. Gene Ontology annotation, molecular function: DNA binding. NCBI's taxonomy places the organism in Eukaryota, Metazoa, Mollusca, Bivalvia, Venerida, Veneridae. The record is from RefSeq and is a predicted model, not a curated record. The transcript has 2 exons. Gene Ontology annotation, cellular component: nucleus.
UCAGGAUCCAUGCUGUUCGCUAAUAGUUUCUCCAAUUCCAAUAGGCUUUAAAAGCGAACAGCAUGGAGCCUGACCAGACUGCGCGGAUGCGCAGGCUGGUCUGGAUCCAUGCUGGUCGCAUACCCACUAUGUUGGUUUUCUCAUGGCACGGCUCAUUUGUUAUCCGUGUUCUGAACACUACCACUUGUUCUGUUUUAUUAAAUACUUAAGCGUUUAUGAUAGAUAACUUAAUAAAGCAAUGUUUAUUUAAAAAUGUACUGUUAGAAGGCAGGUCUCAACCUGUCAUUAGGUAGAGUUGAAACAGUACAAGACAGGUUUGAUACAGACCAGGCAAUUACAAGACUGAUAAUUUAAAGGUAUCAGGUUUGAUACGGACCAGGCAAGUACAAGACUGAUAAUUUAAAGGUAUCAGGUUUGAUACGGACCAGGCAAGUACAAGACUGAUAAUUUAAAGGUAUCAGGUUUGAUACGGACCAGGCAAGUACAAGACUGAUAAUUUAAAGGUAUCAGGUUUGAUACAGACGAGGCAAGUACAAGACUGAUAAUUUAAAGGUAUCAGGUUUGAUACGGACCAGGCAAGUACAAGACUGAUAAUUUAAAGGUAUCAGGUUUGAUACGGACCAGGCAAGUACAAGACUGAUAAUUUAAAGGUAUCGGGUUUGAUACAGACCAGGCAAUUGUCUCCCUGACAGUUUGACAGAAGACAAUGUGUAAUUAUUUUGUCCUCAACCUGUGUUUUUAAAAUGAGAAAUUGUCAUUAUAUUUACUGAUUUCAGUUGAUUGACUGACAUUAGGAAACUAUUAUACUGUUGACCACAGUGUUAGAUUUAUUUCUAUAAAAAUAUCAAAGCAGUAGGGUAAAUCCAUCAAAUUUCGGUCAGUCGGGACAACUCGGACACUCAGUUUCAAUGCUAUUUUUAGCUCGACUAUUCAUAGAAUAGUGAGCUAUUGCACUCGCCCAUGCGUCGGCGUCCGCGUCCCGAUUUAGGUUAAGGUUUUGUAUGUAAGCUGGUAUCUCAGUAACCACUUGUGGGAAUGGAUUGAAACUUCACACACUUAUUCACUGUGACAAACUGACUUACAUUGCACAGGUUCCAUAACUCUAUUUUGCUUUUUUACAAAAUUAUGCCCCUUUUCCGACUUAGAAAUUUUUGGUUAAGGUUUUGUAUGUAAGCUGGUAACUCAGUAACCACUUGUGGGAAUGGAUUGAAACUUCACACACUUAUUCACUGUGAUGAACUGAUCUACAUUGCACAGGUUCCAUAACUCUAUUUUGCUUUUUUACAAAAUUAUGCCUGCCCCUUUUUCAACUUAGAAAUUUUUGGUUAAGGUUUUGUAUGUAAGCUGGUAUCUCAGUACUUACUAAUGGGAAUGGAUUGAAACUUCACAUACUUGUUCACUAUCAUGAUCUGACAUGCACUAAGCAAGUCUCAUAACUCUACUCUCUUUUUUUUCAAAAUUAUGCCCCUUUUUCGACUUAGCAGUUUUUGGUUAAAUUUUUGUAUGUAAUCUGAUAUCUCAGUAUCACUAAUUGGAUGGAUUGAAACUUCACACACUUGUUCACUGUCAUGAUCUAACAUGCACUGUGAAGGUCCCAUAACUCUACUUGGCAUUUUUACAAAAUUAUGCCCCUUUGACUUAGCAGUUUUUUGUUAAGUUUUUGUAUGUAAGCUGGUAUCUCAGUAUCCACAAAUUGGAAAGGAUUGAAACUUCACACACUUGUUCACUGUCAUGAUAUGACAUGCAGUACAGAGGUUCAAUACCUCUACUUUGCAUUUUACAAAAUUAUGCCCCUUUUUCAACUUUUGUACCGGUAUUCAUUCAGUUGACAAGGCUGUUGAAUAGCGUUGCUGUCCUCCGACAGCUCUUGUUAUGUUAAAUAGUCCAAUCAAGACUGUUCUUUCGUAUGGAAUUCCCAGAAUUUUUAUGUACACACUGGGUGACAUCUAAAAAUAGAAAAUUCACACGUGACACUAAAUUGUACAUGCGCAGUUGUUAUAUACACCCACGCUUCCUUUUCCGCAGCGCAAAGUUUUUGUGGCGGCAACUUUGAAUAUAGUCGGAAACAAUCUUCAACAUCUGGGUUUGUAUCUCACUUUUACUUCAAUGUUUUGUUUUUAUUUUACUUAACAGACGUUCAUAUAUUGUGAUAAGAGUAUAUUUAAUGGUGAAUAUCGUUUAAUUAGUAAUAUUUUUAACAAAACAUUAUCUGUCUGAAUUUCCCAGUUCUAAAAUAUACGGUCCUUAAAUCUCGGACGUCAGAAAUCUCGGAUCCUUUAUAAUUCGGACACUGCUUUUAUGGCAUGGUUAAAUAUUUCAAAAUACCUAGCAUAGCUAAAUUCGUUUAUCUUCUGUUUUAGGGGCAUGAAUGCACUACUGAACCUAAGAAAUCGGAAAAUCAGUGGCAGAAUGUGUUCUAUUCAUAUUAAACAAACAUUAAAAGAAACAUUAUGUCACGUGUUUAAUCAUGAAUAUAUAUAUGACCAUCCCCUAAUAUUCAGUAUCUUAAAACAUCUUUUACAAAGAAUCGACUCCGAUAUGUGGAUUGUCUCUGAGAUACAUCAUUUAUUGCUUAGAAUGGAAAUGGAUGAAGAUAGCAGUAUAGUCUGGCUAGCUUCGCGAUAUGCAAAGUCCUGCAAUGAUCUUCACAUGCUCCGCCUCGUUGAUGAAGUCAAGAAGAAUUCACUUUGACUAUUUGUUAUUGUAUUUUCUUAGAUAUAGACAUGUACCUCACAAUGUCUCAUAACUGGUAGAGAUGAUAACAUGUAAUAAAAUACAAGUAUUUGUAAUAAAGUUUAACAUCUUAAGUUGUUUCUUUUACGUUCUUCUACGCUUUCAGAAAUGCCUAGAACAUAUACUCAUAAGAAACGAGGCAAAACAAUGAACUAUGAUACAAAACAACUAGCUGAUGCCUUGAAAGCGCAUCAAAAUGGGAUGUCCAUCAGAGAAGCUUCAAAAGCAUACAAUAUCCCAAAAUCAACACUAGCUGACAGAGCUAGUGGCAGAUAUGAGGUAAAUGUAACUCAUGGUCGUCCGUGUGCGAUACCAAUUGAAGUUGAAAAGAAAAUUGUCGAAACAGUGAAAGUAACCGCUGAGAGUGGAAUUGGAAUUUCGCGGAAGCAGUUGCUACUUAGGACAAAUGUGUUGUGCCAACGCAUUCAGGUGCAUACAUCCUAUAAGAACUUCCACGCAGGUAAAAACUGGUGGGAAGGCCUCAAGAGACGUCAUGGGCUUACACUUAGACAGCCAGAGCGCCUCGGUAGUACACGUCGUCUUAUGAUGAAUCGUGAAGUUGUAGGAAAGUAUUUUGAGGCAUUGUCAAACAUCAUUACUUCCUCAAACUUGAAUGACAAGCCAGAAUUCAUCUGGAAUUGUGACGAGACCAGAAAGAAUUUUGAACACAAUCCAGUUAAAGUUGUUUCUGGUAUAGGUGCUAAAAAUGUAUGUGGUAGAACAAGUAGCAAAUCUACUAAUAUAACCAUUAUGGCAUGUGUUAACGCAGCCGGCAAAGCUGUGCCACCCAUGUUUAUAGUAAAGGGAAAGACCCCAAGGUCAUUGUACUCGUUCAAUACUCAGGCAGCUCCUCCUGGUACUAAGUGGUCCUACCAGGAGAAAUGCUGGAUGACGAACCAAAUAGGUGAACAGUGGUUUGACACUGUUUUCCUGCAAAACUGUGGUACCCAUCGACCCCAACUCCUGAUUCUUGAUGGCCAUAGUAGCCACAAAUCUCUAGCGAUACUCCAGAGGGCUAUUGGAGAGAAUAUAUAUAUUCUUGCCCUGCCCCCUCAUACCACGCACCAUCUUCAACCUUUGGACAAGUCUGUAUUUGGUCCUUUUAAUAAGGCAUACAAUUCAGCUUGCUCCGAAUUCUUACAGGAUCCAUGAAUAAAUGGAACUUCCCUGCACUGAUCACAAGAGCAUGGGUAUCAGGUCUGACUGAGGGGAACAUUAAAUCUGGAUUCGCUGCCUGUGGCAUAUUUCCUAUGAACAAAAAUGCCAUCCAUGAUCAAGCUUAUUCCCCAAGUUAUCCAUCUGACAAACCACUUUACAGUCAAACUCAGAGUCCUUUUGUAGAACAUUUCUCAAUCCCACAAGGCAUAGGAAGUAGUUCUUCAUCUGUAUCUAGUAUGAGUACUGAGGUAAACCAUGUUGACACAUCUCUUCAAAGUGUCAACCCUUCAAAUUUCAUGGACCCAGUUGUUACUGAUCAAACUGAGUCUAUUGAUCAGGUUAACAACCAAGGCAACAGCACUGUAGAUGUUGUAAUGGACCCAGUUGUUACUGAUUAUAUUAAGUCUAUUGAUCAGGUCAAAAACCAAGGUGACAGCACUGUAGAUGUCGUAAUGGACCCAGUUGCUGUUCUGGAUCUUCUCUCUAGCGGCGAUUUUAUAGUUGAUGGAGAGAUAGAUUUUCCAAUUACAGAUGAUUCUUUGACUCUUCCCAACUCUCCAUGUAACAUAAGUCCUGAAAUUAAUACCGAAACCACGCAAUGCCAGUCUUUAAUACCGUCCGCUAAUUGGAAUCAAGAUCUGGAUUCCAUAUUCCUCCCACCAAGCGGCAGUGUACCCAAUGGCCCUGUGGCAAAAAAACCGAAAGGCUAUUACAUCUCAUAGGCUACUGACCAGUGCUGAGGUUUUGCAGGAGAAACUGGAACAGGAAAGGAAAAAAGUUGAGAAACAAAAUAAACCACGUAGACAAAAACGAGUAAAAAUAGAAUCUAACAAAAUUUAAUUGUAACCGAAUCAUACAAACAUAUAGACUGAACAGUUGAACAAAGAGUGUGGACAUGAAAUAAAAUGAUUUUGACGAAAAUGAAUGUAAAAUCUUGUUAUUUUUAAAAAAAUUAAUUAUGUCCGAAUUUCCCAAACCCUAUGUCCGAAUUUUUAGUACUACCGUCCGAGCUACCCUGCUCUCACAUACUAUUGAAAAGUUGUACUUUUCGCUAUUCUAGCCUCGUUUUUGUACUCUUUUCUUUUCAAUUUAAAAAAUUCGGACGUCGUUGAAGCAGGCUAACGCGCGUUCAGGUGUUAGGAACUAGACAUACAGUAUGUACAAAAAUUGUCUGAAAUUUGAUGGAUUUACCCUAUACGAAGAAAUAGUGCAAAUUUAGAGCUUUGUCUUCUUUUUUUUUUUAACAUUUACAUUUUUGGGUUUCAUUUAUUUGGAUUUGAAGUUUCAAGACUUUCAUUCAGAAAAUCUAAGUGUUUUAAAGAUGCCUUUCUGAUUCAUUAAGUAAAUCUAAGUGUUUUUAAGAUGCCUUUCUGAUCUGGUUUAGGAUGGCAUAUACUAUAUGUAAAGUAGUGUCUGCCUGCAUGACAUUUUUCAAAGCAUAUAUAGAUAUCAGAUUGUUUGUUUGUGCCAGGUUGUA